Molecule: messenger RNA, 28280 nt
Organism: Podarcis lilfordi (Lilford's wall lizard)
Lineage: Eukaryota; Metazoa; Chordata; Lepidosauria; Squamata; Lacertidae
Source: the annotation of a GenBank genome assembly
AUGGAGCACGCAACCAAAUUCCUCCUGGGCCUGUUGCUGUUGCUGCUGCAAGGUAAGUUUCAAAGCAAAUUCCUUUUGAAAGAUAAUAGUUUUGCUCAGGUGGCCUGCUAGGAAAAAUUCCGUAUAGGCCAGGGUUGUUGGGUUUUUUGCAGAAGAGCCAGCCCUAUCUGCUUGUAUUAGGAAUAUUUUGGAGGAAGCACAGCAGGCAGAAAUCCCACAGGACAAACCUCACCACUGCAUCUGUAUCCUUGGGGAUGCUGCACCGGUUUAAUUUCUGCACACACUACGGACAGAAGAAUCAAUCCUGUAUCACUGAGGUGAAAACCGUGUGGGAUUUACAAAUACUGUUGCUUUUGUUCUGGCUUAGCUGCUAUGCCAUUAAACACAGCCCGAAAUGCAAAAAUCAAGCAGAUGCAGCCUUUCCUGUUGUAGCGUUGAGUGGUAAGAAAAGGCUUCCUUUGUUGGGUCUUCUCUGUGUUAGGUUGCUGUUAAAAGAAAAGAAGCAGGAUCAGUAAAAAAUAAAAUAAUGCAGCGACCUUAGAACACCUGGGGAAGCAAAGUGGUGUAGAUAAGAGAACUGCCUGCAAAGGUGUCUCAUUUUUUUCUGUCUUGGGCUCAGGGGAAAAGCAUCUCUGUCUUUCUCUUUCUUUCUUCGCCCCCUCUGCCUCAACUCCCCAUCUGUAAAAACAAACCAUCUAUAAAGUAUGUUGUAUGUUAGAGGUUUGCCAAAUUUUACAUAUUGUUUAAAAUCAGACAAAGCAUGGCAAGUCAAAAGAGGAGGGAGUCAAAAGGCAGGCUGUUACAAAUGUUAGACAAUUUGUAUUUGUAGAUUAAUCAACUAAUAGUUCCGUUGAUUAACUGUGGGAGCAGCACUGAUUAUCACUGGUAAAACAUUUAGGGCAUUGUUGUUGAUGGCGUUUCCCUCUAUCAGUGAGUUUCUUAGCUCACAUUUAAACCUUACAAUAACUGGGCAACUUUUUAUACUCUAUAAUGGGCACACAGAUCAGGGGUGGAACAGAAGCUAAUGAUUGAUAUAGAGCAGACUCUCAUAAUACUACAAAUGGUGAGGCUUGAGUGAGUUAGGGAAGAGUUUGCUAAAGAAAGUUCAGGGGGAAAAAAGAUUUGUCAGUGUAGAAGGAUGCAAAGUUUUGACUUAAACUGAGUUUCUGUUAAUGCCAGUGAAGUAUUCUGUAUAACCUAAAAGCUUACUUACAUAUGGUAGCUACAGUCUGCUCAAAACUGGUCUGCUAAAAGAUUUUUUAGCAUCUGUCUUUUCCAUUCCUUUAUUCUUCUGGGAGAUGGAAAUAGUUACUGGCCCAAGAUCCCUUAAUGGGAUGGAUAGUUGACUCGGGAUUUGAAAUCCAGGGACUCUUCAGUCUUACAUAACACGCUUUUAUACCAAAAUCCCUUUAGCCUUUCCCUCUCUUUCUGCUGCAAAGUGUGGUGGUGCUGCUGUUUUCCUUUUUUUUAAAAUGAGGUUUUGCAAAUACAUCCAAAGCAAAGAGACUUUGCCUAGCGAGAGCCUAGUGGAAAAUUACUAGGGAUGAGGGAGAAAUUCGAUUCCGUUUGCAUUUAAUGAUGAAUUUGCUUAAUUAGCACCUUCCAAAACAAUACACACAAACAAAACACAGCCAUUCUACAAAAUUCAUCCUUCUCAGGAUCUUGCAAUGUAGUUCUCCAGCCAAUUUAUGUGUGCAAAAACGCAUAUACUAGGGUUAAGUGUACAUUAAGAGGCAUAUCAGUACAAACCACAUACAGAAAUGCAUUAUAUGAGGGGAACUUGCUUUGCAAAAAUGUCUGUAUCAGGGAAAAUUGCAUUCAGAAAUGUGUGUAUUAGGAGAAAUUUGCACAGGAAAUGCUGAUGGAUUAUCAUCAUCAUCAUCACCACUGAUUUAUUAACCGCCUUCUAAACCACCAUCUUAAGGUGAUUUACGUAUAAUUUAAAACAUUCUAAAAGAAAAGCAACAAAUACAUUGAAAAACAAGACUGAAAACCCAAACAAAUGGACACUUGUAGCAAUGAUCCAUUUAUCCAGCAGGAACAGCCUGUCGGAACAAAAACGUCUUCAGUUGUUUCCGGAAAGCGCAGAUUUCAUUUUCAUGAGGAUUCUUCCUUUUCUUAAAUUGCAAACUGAUGUGGAAAUUGUAGAGAACUGAAGACUGGGAAAAUGAGAAACGGAGAACCCAAAACUUGCAUAUUUACCAAUCCCUAUAUAUUACUGAGCUGUGUGGAACAGUUGCUGGCAUCUUCCAUUCCCGGGCGCCUGUCAGUUUUUUGCAACUCCUGAAGCUAAUACAGUGGUACCUCGGGUUAAGAACUUAAUUCGUUCUGGAGGUCCGUUCUUAACCUGAAACUGUUCUUAACCUGAAGCACCACUUUAGCUAAUGGGGCCUCCUGCUGCCGCCGCACCGCUGGAGCACAAUUUCUGUUCUCAUCCUGAAGCAAAGUUCUUAACCUGAAGCACCAUUUCUGGGUUAGUGGAGUCUGUAACCUGAAGCGUAUGUAACCUGAAGCGUAUGUAACCUGAGGUACCACUGUAUGAAGUUGCUAGAACUGUUACGUUUGACAAAAGUUGAUUGUUUUGUUUUCAGUUCCGCCUUUUGAUCCAGAACAACCUCCAGGACAGCUUAUACUGAAAAUAAAUCAGAUUUUUCUAGGAAGACCCCAAAAGCAGAGUGUUUAAGGCAACCACUCUCCUUCCAGCAAGUAGAGAGCCACUGAAAGGUGCAGAGCUGAAUGGGUGGACCAGCAUCCUCUGUACAGCUCAGUGUGCACUGGGCAUGGGCCUGAUCCAGUCUGGAUUCUCUGUAUGAUCCUGCCAGCAGAGAGAGAAGGCUCUUGCGGAUGACCAAUUCACUGAGCACCCAAUCCAAUUUGCUAUCACAAAACUGAUGUGGAGGUUAGACUAUCAGCUCCUGCAGAUAACCUGCACUGUCUCAGCCUCUCCUGCAUGGAACAUGUCCCCUUCAACAUGCCCACAUUUCACUGGGUGCCAGGAAUGAACACACACAUCUGUUCUGGGGACAGUGCAAAGAGUAAGGAAACAGACUCAUGCACUUUGUGGACUUCAAAAAGAGGUCUUCUUCAAAUUGAGGAGUGCCCUAGACAGCUCUUCCUUUAGAGGACUCUCCUCUGUACAGGGGGGCAAGUGGCCAUCCCUGGUUCAGCGAACCCUGCAUGCAAGAUGACCUAGUUUCAGUCUUCUGACAGGUCCUACCUGGAACUUGGGUAGCAAAGCUAGGAGGGCUUGAAGCUCAGGAAACAUGCUAUCAGAGUUGACAGGAGCUUGCUGGGUCUGGGAGGGUGAGGCUCCUUCCCUCCUUUGCCUAAGGCAGCCAAGUGCCUAAGGAAGCCCUCGGGCUGGGAUGAAUGAGCCCAGGUGCAACAGCAUCUGGAACGGUACAGGGGGGCCGCUUCCUUCCCUGCAUGCCUCUUUCUUGAAACAUCUGAAUAUUCUGGUGAUUGCCAGGCUGUCAUGAAGAAUUCAGGUGCACAGCGAAAAUUCAGAUUUCAGCAGUUAAAGUGGAUUGAAGACCUAUUUUGCCCAAGCACAACCUACCCACUUUAAAAGGAAGACUUUUGGGGAAGAAGAAGAAGAAGAGUUUGGAUUUGAUAUCCCGCCUUUCACUCCCUUUAAGGAGUCUCAAAGCGUGUAACAUUCUCCUUUCCCUUCCUCCCCCACAACAAACACCCUGUGAGGUGAGCGGGGCUGAGAGACUUCAAAGAAGUGUGACUGGCCCAAGGUCACCCAGCAGCUGCAUGUGGAGGAGUGGAGACUCGAACCCGGUUCCCCAGAUUACGAGACUACCGCUCUUAACCACUACACCACACUGGCACUUUGGGGGUUGGGAAAGCGAUGGAGAAAUACACUGAAAAGUUGGGGGGCAGGUGACAAACGAUUAACCCCCACAAACACACACAAUUGAUCACCUGCCCUGGGUUCUGCCUGGAUAGAAGCCCAAACGGACAUCAAAAUGCCAUACCACAUACAGUGGUACCUCGGGUUAAGUACUUAAUUCAUUCCGGAGGUCCGUUCUUAACCUGAAACUGUUCUUAACCCGAAGCACCACUUUAGCUAAUGGGGCCUCCUGCUGCCGCUGCGCUGCCGGAGCCCGAUUUCUGUUCUCAUCCUGAAGCAAAGUUCGUAACCCAAGGUAAUAUUUCUGGGUUAGCAGAGUCUGUAACCUGAAGCGUAUGUAACCUGAAGCGUAUGUAACCCGAGGUACCACUGUAUUGGUGAGUGGUUUUCUUUCAGGAUGGAAUGAGUAGGUGUGUCUUCAAGCUGUCAGAUAUAGCUUGCUCAGAGGCUCAGCGAGGGCAGCAGGAUGGGCAGAAGCGGGAACUGUUGCAGCUUCUCCCUUUCCCUGUGCUUGUAGCCUAACGCAGUGAAGCAGAUUCAGUUGCUGAAAACUGCAGGCAGCUAGUUAUAGCACGGCAAGCAUGUCACAGCCCUGCAGGAGAUCUAGGACUUGGGUGGUCUUUUAUCGUGCUAGUAGCUAAGCCUGGCACAAUAAAACAGCCCAGAAGCAGGUUUAAAUGCUAUUCAUGGCUCAAGAAUUGUGCUGUGCUGAGAGCCAGUGUGGUGUAGUGGUUAAGAGCGGUAGUCUCGUAAUCUGGGGAACCGGGUUCGCGUCUCCGCUCCUCCACAUGCAGCUGCUGGGUGACCUUGGGCCAGUCACACUUCUUUGAAGUCUCUCAGCCCCACUCACCUCACAGAGUGUUUGUUGUGGGGGAGGAAAGGAAAGGAGAAUGUUAGCCGCUUUGAGACUCCUUAAAGGGACUGAAAGGCGGGAUAUCAAAUCCAAACUCUUCUUCUUCUUCUGUUCCAAUGAAAAGGCAUAUCUGGUGAGUUUCCUGCUUUUUGGAAGCAUGGCCAAUUUUUUAAUAUAUAAUCAUUUGUAAGAUAUUGGAUCUAUGGGCUCUGUGAGGGAGUUGGCAUUUGUUGCUUUAACCUGAAAAAUAGAAACAGCAUGUUUGUUUUCACACACAUGCGGUGUGGAAGGGCCUUGCCGCUUCCUGUAUCUAAAAAGGCAGGCACCAUGUCAUGACUUUGAAGGAGUGAUGAUGAGACUCAGUUCACAUCCAUACCAUCCAUUUGAAGUCGUCUUAUACCCAGAGACGGCCCAGCCAUUAGGCAGGGUGAGGUCACUGCCUCAGGCGGCAGAAGCCCCCCAGGCAGCACCUCUGCAUGUGCCCCGCCUCCUCCUGCAGUGGUAAAGCAGCAGCGCCAUUGGCGCCAAUUUCAGCAGCAGCAGUGGCAGGAGCAGGUGGGUGGUAGUGGCAGGGUGGCACUUCCUGUUUCAUCUCAAGCCGCGAAACGGGCCACGCGGCCCCUGCUUAUAUCACAAGUGUGGGGAACCUUUGGCCCACCAGAGGUUGCUGAACUAUGACUCCCAUCAUCCCUCCGGCCAUCGGCCAUCGGCCAUGCUUGCUGAGGCUGAUGGGAGUUGUAGUUCAGCAGCAUCUGGCCGGCCAACAACUUCCCUGUUAUACCACGUUAACAGUCGCGGCUUUCCCUUCCCCCAAAAGAAUCCUGGAAACUAUAGUUCGCAAAAGGUGAUGACCACACAGAGCUACAGUUCGCAGCACAUUCAACACCCCUUCCAGGAGUAGGGCAAAGUGAAAAAGUACAGUGGUACCUCGGGUUACAGACGCUUCAGGUUACAGACGCUUCAGGUUACAGACUCCACUAACCCAGAAAUAGUACCUCGGGUUAAGAACUUUGCUUCAGGAUGAGAACAGAAAUCAUGCUCCCGCGGCGCAGCAGCAGCAGGAGGCCCCAUUAGCUAAAGUGGUGUUUCAGGUUAAGAACGGACCUCCAGAAAGAAUUAAGUAUGUAAGCAGAGGUACCACUGUAUGCUGAGAUCUACAGAUGAGGGGUGAUGUACAAAUUUAAUUUAAUUAAUUAAUUAAUUAAAAAUCAAAGAAUGAAGAGGGGAGCAAGUUAGUUUCUCACACAAAAAUGGGAAGAAAGUUACUUUCUCUCUUUUUAAUGAAAGCUGGGAAUCUGAGGAUUAUAGUUCCUCAGAGGGAAGGAAACAGCUGCCUCUCCCCAUUGAUGCCUGUGCUGUCUGCUCAGCUAUCCACUCAACACCUGAAACAAACAGCACAUAAGAUUUUGCCUUUACUUGUAAAUCUGGCAAUGCCAAACUACAUAAUGCGCACUGUAUUAACAUUAGCUUUUUGCGCAGGAUAAAACGUACGGAAAAACUGACCUCUUUUUUCCAGGCAUUUGGUGGACUGGAAGGAUGUUUGUUGGUUAUGAUGAUUUUGUUGCAGCUUAAGCUUCUUCGUGCUAUAGAUUUCUUUUAAAAAAAGAAAAAGGACAGUUGCAUUUUUUUUAUUAUAACAGAUUAUUUUUAUUUACGCUCUUAAAAUGUUUUUAUAAGUCCCUUGGAGACCUUUUGUGCGUGUGGCAAGUGACUAGUAAGUUCGGAUAGUAAAUAAUACGACGCUAGCGCCCAUUCUGCAAGCAGUGUGAGCGACUGUGAUUCAAGAAGAUCCGUGCGUGCAAACUGGGAAUGUGACAGGGAUAAAUUGUGUGUGCAAAAUGAAGUGCAAAUAUGCAAGGUAACAAAUUAGGCAAUUCCAAAGUUGAGCUUGUGGAAGGGAUGAGGCCAAAGAGGAAGGGAUGAGGCCAUCUUUCCCCCCACUAAAAGCUACCCCCUGGUACCCCCUCUGGCUGCUUUUACCCAGUGGUGGCUGGCACCCACUGGGAGUGGUGGGGCAGAAUGUAGGGCACCACAAUAGUUGGCAGAGCCAACUGCUACCAGCUAUGCCCCUUCUUCCUCCCUGUUCAGUUCUGCAAGGGCAGCUAAGGAAGAGGAAGUUGACAGGCAGGGCCAACCGUUUAUAAGAAAGAAAGCAGGAAGGUCAAAGCUGGUGGGGCACUGCCCCGUCUGCCCAGAUGGAUCACUGCUUUUAGCCCCUCAGGAGUGGGGGGUGGGAUAUGGGUAACAGCAUCCCAGCAUGUCCAGUGUGGUGCCCAUGGGCAACACAAAGCCCUCAAGACCCCCACAUUGGCACCUUCGAACAUCCCUUGAUGCCCCCCCCCCCAUUAUAUAAUUAAGAAUUAGUUUGGGGGCUCUUUUGCUGUGGGAGCGACUUGUCUGUUUCUUGGGGGAGAGCACUGCCUGCUUUUUUUGUCUUGUAUUUUAUUUGUCUCGCAGAGGUGUGUGUGUGUGCGUUUGCUUGUGUUUUUUGGGGGGUGGAGAGUAGGGAGGUCCGAGCGUCACCAGAAAAACUGUGUUGUAGCAAGUUCCUUAAGGAAGGAAGGCCUUGAAAACCCUCCAUGUGUGAUUAUUCCCAUCUGCAUUCCAUCCUCAUUGCUUCUGGGCACCAGUUCCAGCGAAAACCAAGGCUGCAAUCUGACCUCCUCCGUGGAGCAGUAAUUUGGGAUGGGAACAUAUCUGCUGCCGGCACUGUUAAAAAAAAACAACACAACCAACCCCCAAAACGCCUGGACUUUCCAAGGGCAGAGAGGGGAGUAAGAGCUCUUUGCUUAUACAGUUGGCUUUUCCUUUUCCAAAAUGUCCGCUGUGGGAGGAGAUUCACCCGUGAGGAAAACACUGGGAAACGUGGAAGGCCAGGCCUUAGCGCAGCAAUUCCCAAAACAAUGUGCAGCAAGAGGGAGCUGCUAAUGUGCCACAAGAAAGAAAUGAAAUAGGAAUGUAGGACUGUAGAAAGCUGCCUUAUGCAGCGUCAGACCACUGGUCCAUCUAGCUCAGUAUUUUCUACACUGGCUGGCAGCUAUUCUCCAGGGUUUCAGACAGACCUGCCUUGUGCCCUGGAAAGGAGUGUGACAAAGCUGCCUUAUGCAGAGUCAGACCAAUAGUCCACUUGGCUCAGUAUUGUCUACACUGACUGGCAGCAGCUUUCCAGGGUUUCAGGCAGGGAGCCUCUCCCAGCCCUACCUGGAGAUGCCUGGGAUUGAAACUGGGACCCUCUGCAUGCAAAGCAGAUGCUCUACCGCUGAGCUAUGGGCCUACCUCUGUUAAUAUUACUUGAACAGCAAAUAGACCUGCAAAAAAACUGUUGCAACGAGGUAGCAGCUAGUCUCUUUAUUGAUCAUGGGUGCGGAACAUGUAGCCCUCCUGAUGUCGUUGGACUCCCAACCCUUGUCAUCUGCAAAUGGCAUGGCCAAUGCCCAAGGGUGAUGGGAGCAAUGUCUGGAAGACGGCCACAGUUUCUACAACUUGCCUUUCCAUGAAAAAAAACAUCCAAGGACUCUUAACAUAAUCCGUAACAACAGAUAAUGUCAUUCGCAAGCAAUGGAUGGCAGUAAGUUAAAAACAUGUUAGAUACCAAUUAGUACGCAAAAGCCAGUGUGGUGUAGCGGUUAAGAGCAGUAGAUUCGUAAUCUGGUGAACUGGGUUCGCGUCUCCGCUCCUCCACAUGCAGCUGCUGGGUGACCUUGGGCUAGUCACACUUCUUUGAAGUCUCUCAGCCCCACUCACCUCACAGAGUGUUUGUUGUGGGGGAGGAAGGGAAAGGAGAAUGUUAGCCGCUUUGAGACUCCUUUGGGUAGUGAUAAAGCGGGAUAUCCAAUCCAAACUCUUCUUCUUCAAAUCCAAAAUGGCAGGGCGAAACAGAAACCAAGCUGGCUGGCUCUCUGGGGUUGGCGUCUUGACAGAAGGUUAUCAGCAAGCGGGUUAGUGUUACAGGAUUCCCAUGUCCUGUUGGAGGCCUGGUAGUUUUGGGGAUGACAUGUCUGACGGCUACAGAGUUGGUGCAUCCGCUUGGUGGGGAUCUGUGUCCCUGAAUCCUUUUGAGGCUGCAUCCUGGCUUGCCAAGUCAAAUCCCUGAGAGGAAACACAACUAAUCAAUGCAGAUCCACCUAUUGUGUCACUAAUAUUUUCUUUUUCUUUCUCCUUUCAGAGUCUGUUGUCCAUCCCUAUUCAGGUAAAUACAGAUAUUUCAUAUGAACUUCAGCUGCUUUGUAUGAAUUAUGUUAAUGGUGUAAUAAUGCAUUUAUGUUUUUAAACUUCUUGUAAGUCACUUGGCAACCUUUUGGUAACAAGCAACCAAGUAAUCUAAAUAACAGUAAUACUAAUAAUUACUGCAAUCAAACCAUGUUGAAUGCCACAAAAACCUUAUUAAUUUGUGGGCCUGGUGGUUAUGGGGUUGGCGUGGAUUGGGGGUGGGGGUGGGAAUCUGUCUCCUUGACCUUAAAAAUCCUUAUAAAUUGUUAUAGUGGUUAUUUAUUUUACAUUUAUAACCUGCAUUUUCCUAUAAGGAGCCAAAGGUGGCAUCUCCCUCUUUCCCCAUUUUAGCCUUCAGCAACAACAACAACAUCCUUGUGGGGGAAGUUAGGCUGAGAGAGUAUGCCUAGUUCAAAAUCACUCAGUUAGCUUCAUGGCCAAGUGGGGAUUUGUACCCUGGUCUCCCAGGUCCUGGGGGCGCGGGUGGCUCUGUGGGUUAAACCACAGAGCCUAGGACUUGCCAAUCAGAAGGUCGGUGGUUCGAAUCCCUGCGAUGGGGUGAGCUCCCGUUUCUCGGUCCCUGCUCCUGCCAACCUAGCAGUUCGAAAGCACGUCAAAGUGCAAGUAGAUAAAUAGGUACCGCUCUGACAGGAAGGUAAACGGCGUUUCCGUGUGCUGCUCUGGUUCGCCAGAAGCGGCUUAGUCAUGCUGGCCACAUGACCCGGAAGCUGUACGCUGGCUCCCUCGGCCUGUAAAGUGAGAUGAGCGCCGCAACCCCAGAGUCGGUCACGACUGGACCUAAUGGUCAGGGGUCCCUUUACCUUUACCUCCCAGGUCCUGAUCCAGCACUUCUAACCACUACAGCACACUGGCUCUCAGAGCUGGACUGACACCCCAUGUACACUUACCUGGGAGAAAGCCCCAUUGAAUCAAUUGGGACUUCUCAGAAAUAAGGCAUGUAUGGGAUUGAGUUGCUACAGUAUGAGAGUUGUAUCAGCUGUAAAGAGAUAUGAUCUGCACUAGGCUAGAGCUACCAGUGGUUAGGCAGAUUAGCCAUCACAGCUAUUGUUGUAGCUGCACUGUUGGAGGCAGUAAGCUUCUGUGUACAACCAAUAGCCAGGAAUCACAUAUGGGGAGAGCAGCUCCUGCUUUUGGGCUUCCUCUCGGGGCAUCUGAUUGGCCACUGUGAGAACAGGAUGCUGGACUAGGUGGGCCUUUGGCCUGAUCCAGUGGGGCUCUUCUUAGGUUGGCCUCCGUGCGGUUGUGGGUUCAAGUCCUGGUGGGCAGAGAAAGACAAGCUUUCGAUUGUGGGUGCAUCUCCCCACGUGGCUUCUUCUUCUUCCCCCCUCUCUCUCCCAUAUGACAGCCCCAGUGGAUGCUUCCAAUCUCGAGAGCGUAGUAGUGUCUGUGCAGAACAUCACUGCCAAGGCGGGCACUCGAACGGUCCUCUCCUGUAAGAGCUACAGGAUGGUGUGGACCCAGGACCGCCUGAACGACCGCCAGCGUGUGGUCCACUGGGAUCUGUACAGGAACCAGUAUGGAGACUACAAUGCUGAGCGACUGUGCGACAUGUAUUCGGCCGGGGAUCAGCGAGUCUACAGCGGAUACAACCAAGGGCGGAUUUUCAUGCCAGAAAAUGCAUUUGUGGAUGGCAACUUCUCACUGGUAGUCAAAGGUACCAGAACCCAAGAUAGUUACACACACACACACACACACACACACACACACACACACUUUGCCUGGGUGUGAAAUGAGCAGACAGGAAGAGCCAUAGCUCAGUAGCAGAACAUCUGCUUUGCAUGCAGAAGGUAUCGGGUUCCACUCUUGGCAUCUCUCAGUAGGGCUGCCAGCCAGUGCUGGCAAUGCUGACCUAAUUUGAUGGACCCAAUGGUCUGACUCAGUUAUGAGGCAGCUUCCUAUGUUCCAAAUCUAUCCUUCUUUUUCUUUUACAGCACCCCACCCCCAAAAAACCCAGAAGUUAACAAAGAGAAUAAAUAUUUUAAAAAUAAACAAAAGCAGCAUUUUUAAAAACCCAAGAGAAGUAAACACUGGACCAGUAGAAAUCAUAAAGCAGUAUUAAUUUUCUUUUUUGUUUUCGUUUGCCAGUUUGGGCCAAAGCAGGGGUGUAAAUAUAACGCAUUAAUGAGUAGCCCAUCAUGUAAAGAUCUGAUUAGUUAGUACUGGCAACAGGGCCUAAAGCAGCCCAGUAGGAGCUGAGCAUGCUCUGUGGCCACAGAAUGCUGCAAUUCUGUUCUGGGGGAGCGCAUAGCUGUGUACAUUGGAGACUGGUCCAGUCCCAGUCUACCCUGACAGCCCCACCUUCCUUCCUCACAUCCCUUCAAGGGGUGGUUCUGCUUGUCAUUGGCUCUAGCUCCACCUACUGUUGGUCUCCUUGUCUGCAGCUCCACCAGUCCCCAUGAGCACCAGCCAUCAGUGUGUGUGUUUUGUCUGAGUGUGAGGGGAAACCAGGGGGGAACAGAAUGGAGUAUCCCAGAACUGGGGUCUUUAGCAUCCUGAGCGAGCUUGAAGUUUGGCUUGCUAAAUACCAGCUCUCACCACACGAGGGCCCCUUCCAUCCUAUGAUUCUACUCCAGGUGCAGUGGAAAUGAUCACCUUGUGGUGAAUUUUCCCUGUUAGAAAGUGACAUGAUGAAGCUCAGGGAAAUAGCUCCUUCCCCUGCCCUUCAUCAUCUACCACUGAUCCUUAAACAGGAGAUACUGAUUGUUGGUUUAUUUCAUUAGGCUGUAGAGAACUGUAGCGCAGUGCCCGAGGGGUAAGCUACAGUUCUCGGGAUGCUUUGGGGGAAGGGAUGUGACCAACUUUGGGAGGUGGUGGGCUCACCUUAGCUGGAUAUAUCUUACUAGAGGUUGGGCAGGUAUGUGUCAAGAAUGCUGCAGCUGCAAUAGUUCUGCACUGAGCAGAGGGUUGAUCUAGGUGACCGUCAGGGUCCCUUCCUUCUCUAACUAAGUUUGGCUCAUAGUGGACCUGUGCAAAUUAAGGAACUGAAGUUAGUCUUGCCCAUUAACUUGGAUGGGUCAACUCUGAGCAAGACUAGCAUUGGCUGCAACCCCAUGGUUUUCUUACCUGGAUGCCAAAGUUCUCUCCAUAGCUGCCAACUUUCAGAUUUGAAAAUAAGGGAUCAGCAGCCUCGAAAAUAAGGGAUCAGCAGCCUCACCUGUCCCGGGGACAGUCUAUGGGAUAUCUAACAAUCCGGGAUAGCAGCGGGAAGCAGCGGGAAAUGGCGCUGGAAUAAGGGAAUUUCCCCCCAAAAAAGGGAAGGUUGACAGCUAUGUUUCUCUCUCUCCCUCUCUCUCCUUACUGCAUUUCAAUCAAGACAUCUCCAGGAGCGACCAAGGCAUCUACUCUUGUAACCUCCACCACCAUUACUGUCACCUGUACGAAAUUGUGAAGAUACAACUGGAUGUAACCGAAGAAGGUAAAUGUUGUUGUUGUAAAAGAUGUGCAGCAAGAUGAAAGCGGGAGGGGGUGUGUGUGUGUGUUUGUGCCUAGUGUUUUUGCUCCCCAUCGUGUUCCUCUUUUGUAAACUCGCACAAGUCUUGUUUGAGGCAGCCACAUGUACAGAGCAAAUGGAUGGCCAGGGAGCUGUAAUUAAGAUGUUUGUGGGCAUCGGAGCAUUUCCUGUCACAAGGCUGCAUCAAAAGGCUUAGAGGAGCAUCAGCUGUACCGUGCUGAAAAUGAGGCCUAGGAUAAUUCCAGGCUUCUCCCUCUCUGUGCGGACUAGCAAACCCUUUGAAACCAGGAGGAUUGCUUUCCCCUAUCUGGCGUCUUCCAAUUUGUGUCAGACUAUGACUCCCAGCAGGUACGCGGGUGGCGCUGUGGGUUAAACCACAGAGCCUAGGACUUGCCGCUCAGAAGGUCGGCGGUUCGAAUCCCCACGACGGGAUGAGCUCCCUGCUCCUGCCAACCUAACAGUUCGAAAGCACGUCAAAGUGCAAGUAGAUAAAUAGGUACCGCUCCAGCGGGAAGGUAAACGGCUUUUCCGUGUGCUGCUCUGGUUCUCCAGAAGUGGCUUAGUCAUGCUGGCCACAUGACCUGGAAGCUGUACGCCGGCUCCCUUGGCCAAUAAAGCGAGAUGAGCGCCGCAACCCCAGAGUCGGCCACGACUGGACCUAAUGGUCAGGGGUCUCUUUACCUUUUUAUGACUCCCAGCAGCUGCAGCCAGAAAGUUCAUCAAGGAUGAUGGAGUCCAAAACAUUUGGAGUCGGGUGGUAGCAUCAGGUUCAGGAAGGCUGAUUUAGGGGGUAGGGAAAUUUGGGACUUUUCAAAAGACUGUAUGGGCUUGUGCCCAGUAUAGUUCUUAGUAAGCCUCACCUCAGAAAGCACAUGGUAGCGUUAGAAAAGGUUCAGAAAAAGGGCACUCAGAAUGAGGCUAGGCUGACAGAUGGCUCAGAUGAGUGGGGGAUUUGAACUCUGCUCUUCCCGGUCCAAGUUUGACACCUUCUCCUCACUACACGCUGCAACUUGGUCAUGAUUUUCUUGUGAUUCACUAUGCUGGGAAAAGCUUGAUUCAAUUUGUACCGUCAUGCCAUUCAUCUGUGCAAUAGCUCAGAAUAUGGCUCCUCUCCUGGUUUUGUGGAGGAGAAGAUAAGGAGCAACAGAUGUGUUCUUAAUUGGCAAUAUGGCUUUGCUCGCUCACAUCUAAAGCUGCUUUGGAAAGUACCUUGAGUCAUACAUGGCAUCUUGCACCAGCCAGUUUAAGUCUUGCUUUCUGAGCAUCUUUGGAGGCAAUUCCACACAGCAAAGUCAACCACAGGCUGGAACCUUGGCCAGGGAUGUGGAACAGGAGACCCCAAGUGCUGUUGGACUCCAGCUGCCAUCAGCUCCAACCAGCAUGGGCAAUGGUCAGGGAUGAUGGGAGUUGUAGGCUAGCAACAUCUGGAGGAUCACAAAUUCCCCAUCCUUGGGUGGAAGGUUCUUGGGAGCUGGGAUCACUCUCCAGAAAGAAGACUCCCUCCUAUGUCUCGGUAUGAGUGGUUGCUCUGGCUUUUAUUAAGAUGGAUUAAAACAGAGAUGGGGAACCUGUAGCCAUCCAGAUAUGGUUAAGCUCCCAACUCCCAUCUCUCCCAGCCAGCAUGGUUAAUUUGUCAGGGAUGAUGAACGGCCAGCAUCAUCUAGAGCAGCAGUUCUCAACCUGUGCAUCCCCAGAUGUUGUUGGACUACAACUCCCAUCAUCCCUGACCACUGGUCAUGCUGGCUAGGAAUGAUGGGAGUUGUAGUCCAACAACAUCUGGGGACCCAAAGGUUGAGAAACACUGAUCUAGAGCAAGGUUUCUCAAACUUGAGUCUCCAGCUGUUUUUGAACUACAACUCCCAUCAUCCCUAGCUAGCAGGACAAGUGGUCAGGGAUGAUGGGAACCAUAGUCCAAAAAAGAUAGCUGGAGACCCAAGUUUGGGAAACCCUGAUCUAGAGGGUCAGCGGUUCCUCAUGCCUGGUCUAGGCAACACAAAGUCAAGUCAAAAUAGAAUAAAGCACUCCAGAACCAAGCAUCGAAGACCAAAAGCUAAAGUCACUGAGUAGAGGUCAGGGAAGGUAACUGAGCUUCUCCAUGGCCUCAUAGUUCUAGGAGAUAUGGGUCUUUGUUGGAAGACACACCUGUUUCCAUGCCUGUCUUUUUUCAUAGCAUGUUGGUGAGGAGAGUUGGCGCUUAUAGGCUUGUCACAGCAAAGGUUGCUUUGAACGUCCCAGUGCUUGGCAAACAGCACAUGUAAAAUGGUAUCUCCUUAAUUGUAGUUGUUAUUCUGUCUGUCACAGCUACAAUAAACCUACCAUUAAAAUUACGGACAGGUCAUUUCUUCAUCAGAGGGCAAACGGGCAAAUUUAGCAGGGGAUCAAAUACUUUCCCCCCUCACUGUAUCUUUUGCACGGUUCUUUCAACAGUCGAAGAAGUGCAGAAGUUUUGGGAUGGGGAGAAAGUUGUGAUCGUGGCCCUGAAGGGAAGCGCCGUCUUACUCCCCUGUAUUAACCGGAACCAAAUCUGGACCGAGCGGCACGAUGAAGAGGACCAGCAGGUGGUCCACUGGGACUGGCAGCCACCAGGGGUGCCUCAUGACAAGGCCGAUCGCCUCAUUGACCUGUACGCCUCUGGAGAGGGGCGCUCUUAUGGUCCCUUGUUCAUCCGGCAAAAGAUGAAUAUCACUGACAAGGCUUUCGCCCAGGGAGACUUCUCCUUGAGGAUAUCCGGUUUGGAAGUGGCUGAUGAAGGCACCUAUUCCUGCCACCUCCACCAUCAUUACUGUGGCCUUCAUGAGCGCAGGAUCUUCCAGGUCUCUGUUGUGGAGCCGGAACCGGAAAAGAAGGUGGUGGUGGUGAACUUCACUCGUCACAAUGCGCCGGCUGCAGGUAGGUAGUUUCAACACGCACAUAGUCAAAAUUGGUCUUCCAUCAAAGGAGGCACUUUUUGCUGCAUCAAAGGAGGCAAUUUUGCUGCAGGAAAACAUUUGCCCCCUUGUGAAAGAUAAGGAACUUUGUUGUGAGAAGAAAAUGGCUGCUUCUUUAUCUUAUCUAUAGAAGAGGUUGAUGCCAACUAUGUAUUACUCAUAGAAGACCCAUUGCAAUGAAUGGACUGAAGUUGGUUAUGUGUAUUAAUUUCAGUGGGUCUACUCUAAGUAUGAUUAGCACUGGAUACAACCCAAGGAACUCGGUUGAGAGAAAUUGGCUGCCCCUUGAACAAAUUAUUUCUCCUCGUGAAAGAUAAGGGUCUUUGCUCUGAAGAAAAUGGCUGCUUCUUCAGCAAAAACAACAACAAAAAGCCCCCUUAAGAAAGGCAAGGAUCUUUCUUGUGAGAAAAUGGAUGUCACUCUCACAAUGAUUUCUCCACCACAUGAGUGUAAGAUACUUAUUUUUUUUGGGGGGGGGGAUGACCACCUCAUCAUAACAGUUUGCCCACUCAUAAGAACAAGGUAUCUGAGGUGACGCCUCCUCAUGUAGGCCUCAGUUCGGAAGGGAGGUGGUUCAAGCUCACCUUCCUACCCCAACUCCUGUCCCAAUAAGGAUAGGGAUUCCUUCUCAGAUGGCUUUUUCCACUCCACCUGUGUUGGUUCCUGCUCUGGUUUUAGGAGUCCUGGUGCGGUGGGCUGUCUCAGGUUCAGUGAGCUCUUGUUCACCACCAUCAAGCUCAGAGCCAGGAACAUGGUCCAGCUCCUCAGCCCACGGUGACCCUGUGCACUUCAGGGUCAUGACACCAUCGUGGAACUGCUGUUGUGGAGGAUUCAAGGGUGAAUCAGGCGUACAACAUCACUUACAUACCAGAAUCCUUUGCAACAGGGGUUCCAUGACAAACAGGUCAAUGUGGAAAAUGGUUGCCCAAAGCUCAAAAGAGCCACAUCCUUCUCAGUUUCACUCCAUUCCAUGUUUUCCAUCUCCAGAAUAAGUAGGUACCUUUCAAUCUUGUUCUCUUUUUAAAGCUAUCCCAAUCAAAACAGUGAGAAAUAUAUGUGGAGUUUUGAAAUCAUUUUUUAAAGAAAACCUGCAGGGUACAGCUCAAUGCUUAUUAACAUUUUAAAAUAUUUAUCAUGCUUUUAAUAUUUAUUGGCUGUUUAAUAUUGAAGCUGAAGAUGGCAUGAUAAUUUUUUAAUGGGCUGGUGAUGGUAGUUUAUGGAGCACCGCAGUGUGUUGGGUUCACGAGUGGUGGAAUGGGGGAAGAAAUCAGAUGCCAUAUGGGAGCAGCUGGCCUUAUGGGAAUAAGUCAGAAGGCACGAUUCAAAUUUGCACAUGCAAAGUUGAAAAAAAACAACAACCAAUCAUAGAGAAACUGAAUGAGAAGAAACCGUUCCCAUCCACCCCCCAAACAACGAGUGGAAUUUAUUUCGAUUACAACCAGAAAAUUGUCCCAAAUCCUGAGGGAAAUAUAUUUCUAAGCAGUGCAUAACAAAAACAGCUGAUUUUUGGGGGGGGGGUGUUUCCUGCCCCCUUCCACAUCUCAAACUCCUGGGUGGAGUUUUCCUUCUUUUCUUUUUCUGAGCAGGGAGAACUUGCUGAACCAAUGGGAACAGUAUUUAUUUUCCUUCUGUCUUUUCGCUUCGGAAAGGCAGCUGGAAGUUCUCACCGGCUUGUAAAGAUUACAAGAAGAGCUCUGCUGGAUCAGACCUUUGCACUCAGCUCUCCUCACACACCCACAUCCAAACCCAAACCCAAACACCCCACUAAUCCUAGCAAUAAACAGUUAGGAAUAACGCCCAUCCUCCCAUUACAUCCAGUCUCAGCAUCCUCUUCUGACAAUGGUCAACCGGAUGCCCCUGGGAAGCUAACAAGCAGGACCUGAGGCCAAGAGAACUCUCCCCUUUUGUGAUUCCUGCCAACUAGAACCUAGAGGUUUACUGCCUCUGACAGUGAGGGAAAGUAGAUAAUAAUAAUAAUAAUGGCUUCUAGCCAUGGGUAGCCUUCUCCUCCAUGAGUUUGUCUGAUCCCCUUUAUAAGGCGCUACCUUUCACUGGAUCAAAUUCUGGUGGUUUAACUAUUGCAUUGUGUGAAGAAGUACAGUCAUACCUCAUGUUAUGUUUGCUUCAUGAUACGUUUUCCAGGUUGCGUCCCGCGGCGACCUGGAAGUACCAGAAAGGGUUACUUCUGGGUUUCGCUGCUCACGCAUGCACACAAGUGCCAAAUUGCGCCACGCACCUGCGCAGAUACGGCACUUCAGGUUGCGGGCUUUUCAUGUUGCGAACGGCCUCCGGAACGUUCUCAACCAAAGGUAAAGGGACCCCUGACCAUUAGGUCCAGUCAUGGCCGACUCUGGGGUUGCGGCGCUCAUCUCGCUUUAUUGGCCGAGGGAGCUGGCAUACAGCUUCCGGGUCAUGUGGCCAGCAUGACUAAGCCGCUUCUGGCGAACCAGAGCAGCGCACGGAAACACCGUUUACCUUCCCACCGGAGCAGUACCUAUUUAUCUACUUGCACUUUGACGUGCUUUCGAAGUGCUAGGUUGGCAGGAGCAGGGACCGAACAACGGGAGCUCGUGGGGAUUCGAACCACUGACCUUCUGAUCAGCAAGCCCUAGGCUCAGUGGUUUAACCCACAGCACCACCCACUGUACUAAAAAAAACAACAGAGAAGGCUGCUAGCUUUGAUGGCCAUCCUCAGCUUCCACUGCCAAAGGCAGGCAAGCUUCUGCUGGAAACAACAGGAGGGGAGAGUGCUGUGGCGUUGGAGGUCCUGCUUGCUGGUUUCCCACAGGUGGCCACUGUGAGAGAAGGAUACUGGACUAGGUAGGCCAUUGGCCUGAUCCAGCAGGUCCUUCUUAUGUUCUUACUUUCUUCUGUAUGUUGUGAAUCUUCCGUCUUCACUGCAUGUUUGGUUUUCCCCAAUGCAGUGGUACCUCGGGUUACAUACGCUUCAGGUUACAGACUCCACUAACCCAGAAAUAGUGCUUCAGGUUAAGAACUUUGCUUCAGGAUGAGAACAGAAAUCGUGCUCCCGUGGCGCGGCAGCAGCAGGAGGCCCCAUUAGCUAAAGUGGUGCUUCAGGUUAAGAACAGUUUCAGGUUAAGUACGGACCUCCGGAACAAAUUAAGUACUUAACCCGAGGUACCACUGUACUGGGGGAAAGUGGCGGCGGUGGAGGAAGCCGCUCGGGCACCUGGGGUGGCGUGCCCAGGGGCAGGAUGAGACCCCCAUAGGGGAGAGGCACAUCGCAGGGCCUCCAGAGUCUGCCUGCCUCCUCCCACUCAGCCGCCCUACACCUGGGGAGGGGGCAGCUGGUGGACCGUUUGGGCAGUGCGGAGCCUGCGCACGCCCAAGCCACUGCGUCUCUCCCAGGAGAGACGUAUGGUUCGGGUGCGCUGCAGGCCCUGAGGUGAGUGCCACCUGGGAUUUUGUCACCCCCCUCCGUGGUGACACCCGGGACUGUCUGCACCCCCUGCACCCCCUUCCUCUGCCCCUGAAAAGCAGCACAGUGAGAAAUGGAUUUGUGUUUACUCAGCAGCGAGAGUUGCUGCAACUGCCUCUUGAACCCCUGCUGUGUGACCGUGUAAACUCCUACAGGGACAGAGCCUUAAAACACACAUGCACACGUAAGGAAAGAUAAAGAUAAAUCAUAGCCACGAAGCUUUUCCUUGGAUCCUCUUAAUCCUGGGCACAGCUCCAAAUCUGGAACAGUUCUCUAGACAGGAAAUGUUAUUCUGCUUACAAUAUCAACAUGGCCUAGUUCUAUUUUGGCUGAUCCUCGCCGUCAAAUCUGAAGUUAACUCUAUGGCUUUCAGUGGAAGGUGCUUCUCUCUCCCCCCCCCCCCCGCCCAGCACUUUUUCUUUUUAAAACUGCAACAGCAAUAAGCCAUCUGUUCCCUGUUUUUAUGGAUUGCUCAUAUUUUGUGAAAAGGGAAGGUUAGCGUGGCGUUAUCACCAUCAAUUAGAACAUCUUCAACAUAUGUUGCAGUGUCUUUGCUGGGCUUGAAGGCUGCCUUGUAGCUUAAGUUUCAGUGGGGAAAGAGUUGAAAUUUUGCCUAAUUUUGAGUUAGCCCUGUCUAGAGGAGGAGGCUUGCCAUAGCUACUUGCCACAAUGGCUCUGUAAAUUGUAUAUAAAUGUAACAACAACAACAACAACAACAACAACAAAUGCUUCAGCUGUCAGAGGCAGUAUGCCUCUGAAUACCAGUCGCUGGGAAUCGCAAUCGGGGAAAGUGCAGGCUUUCCAUAGACAUCUGGUUGGCCACCUUGAGAAUUGCCUGCAUUUUUACUCAUAACCAGUCCAGGGUGUGGCACUCCCCCUUAGUCUCAGAUGGGGACAAAACUCGCAUGAGUUGGCUAUGUCUCCACCUACUGUCGGUCUCCUUGCCUUCCACCCAGAGAAGAAGACUGAGAAUUCCGUCGGAAACAGAAAUGGGAGGGUUAAUUGCCACAAUCGGCAGGUUUGCCCCAAGGUCAGGAAUGGAAAUCACGCAAGCAUUAUUUUCUUCUUCGCAAAUGUGACAUAAACCGUUUUGUCACUUUCUGUGUUUUCCUCCCAUUGAAGUUAAUUAAGUAUUUAAUUUAAUGGGGUUGUAUCCAAUGCUAGUCCUACUCAUAGUGGAGCCAUUGAAAUCAAUGGGCAUAUCUGACUUUCGUUAAUUUCAGUGGGCCUGCUCCCAGUAAAAAUUCGUUGGACGCAACCCAGUACUUACUGCAUUAGUUCCGGCCAUAGUGGAUAGCCAAAUGAGCAACAUAGGUUUUAGUGGAACCAGAACUGAAGCAGAAAGGAGGAAAGGCAUGGCAGGGCAGAAAUCUCAGCCUCCUUGCAUGUCUACAGCCACUCCAUCAGUCCCAAUGGGCACUAGCACCACUGAUAGGGACUGCGGUUCAGACUUGUGUUGGGUGUGGGCAGUGAGACAUUCCACAAAGCAAAAAGAGCUCCUGCCCUAACCUCCUGCCCCUCAAGGUAAAUUAAACAAAACAAACCCAGACUGCCGCUAUCAGCCGCUCAUCUGGAUUUGUCUAACCCCUUUGAAUGGCUCCAAAUCUCUCUUUUAAACAUGAUCUGCCUGGUUAAUCUGUCCAGAGAGAUACAUUCCGCACUGGCGACUUUCUCUAAAGUUUCCCUUCUCCAGCUCAACAUACGCCCUGUAAAGGAAUGGAUUUCUGGCUUACUCCCUGCAUUGCUGUUCUUUUUUCAGUGUGCGCACGCAUGUGUGGUUUUAUUUUGUUUUAUCUAAACUCGCUCUCUUGGCCUGCCUCAACAUUCCUUCCCCUUGGUAAGGUUUACAGCACAUAAGGUUCCUCCUAACGAUCUGUUGAUUGAGCAUCCGUUCUGAUUUGCCUGCAGGAAGCUUACACAGAAGUUAGAUAGGCUGUGCCUGGUUUUUCUUUAGGAUUCAUUCUGAAUUGUUGGUGGAUCGGUUAUACAGCAAUGAGCACUCAUCCCGUUUUGCUUGCGGAUUGUUGGUCGUAGAAUUAGAAUUAGAGAAUCAUAAGAGCUGGAAGGGACCCUGUGGACCAUCUAGUCCAACCCCCUGCAAGCAGCUGUCCCAUACAGGGAUCGAACCUGCAACCUUGGCGUUAUCAGCACCACACUCUAACCAACUGAGCUAUCCAUUUUACCCAUAUGGAAAUGUGCAGAACUGGAGUUAAAAUUUGGGAAAAUGAGAAACUAGUUAAAAAACCCCAACAGCAAGUGAUUUGAUAAACUUCUGGCUCAGACAGUUGCUGCUGAUUAGAGCAGGGGUCAGCAAACUUUUUCAGCAGGGGGCUGGUCCACUGUCCCUCAGACCUUGUGGGGGGCCGGACUAUAUGGGGGGGGGAAUGAACAAAUUCCUAUGCCCCACAAAUAACCCAGAGAUGCAUAUUAAAUAAAAGGACACAUUCUACUCUUGUAAAAACAUGAUGAUUCCCGGUCUGUCCGGGGGCCAGAUUUAGAAGGCGAUUGGAGUGGAUCUGGCCCCUGGGCCUUAGUUUGCCUACCCAUGGAUUAGAGUAACCCAGAUGGACAAAUGGCGUAACUUGGUAUGAUGUGCGCUAUGUUAUUUUGUUUCAUAGAUGUUAGUAGUGGCAGCCAUUAAGAGUUGAGCCUACAGUCUAAUGGAAAACAUUUAUUUUCUCCCUUCCUUUCUUCUGUGAGGCUCAUUGAUUGAAGCUGACUUUUCAGAAGAGUUGAGACAGGCAAAAGGAUAUACUUCUCAGUGAUAGGGCACGUGAUUAAUGUAUGGAAUCUACUGCCGCAAAUGGAUUAGACAAAUGGAUGGAGGAGGGUCAGUCUAUCAAUGGCUAUUGGCCAUGAUAGCUAAGUGGCGUCUCCAUUUAGCAGUAUAUCCCUGAAUAUGCAGCCCAGGAAAGGGCUGUAGCUGAGGCCUGUAGAGCACCUGCCUUGCAUGCAGAAGGACUCAGGUUCAAUCUCCAGGUAAGGUGCUGAAAUAUUCCUGAAACCCUGGGAUACUGCUGCAUGUCAGUGUAGACAGCAUUAAGCUUUCUUUCUUUCUCCAAACCUUUAUUAGGCAUUGCAGAUAUAGACCAUCUUAAAACAUCCAUAUACAAUUUUCAAAAACGAUAUGCAAAGAAGCAGCCAUAUCAGAUAUAUAGAAACAGAAAUUUUACUUGGAGUGUCUUCCUGCUAAACUGUGCCAUUCAUCACUCUAAGAGAUACUAUUGACAGAAGCUCAGCCACUCUUGCAGUUACCUAUGGGUUAAUAUCAGACAGCUAGAAUCUGAUACUUUAAUUGUGCCAUGACAGCACUAAGCUAGAUGGACCAGUGAUCAGACUUGGGAUAAGACAGCAUCCUAUGAUCAUGUGCUGAAGGUCAACCAUUGGAAUGGUCUGUUGCCAACAUGCCCUGCCUAUGCGCUUCCCAGAGGCUGAGGCUAUGACUUCCUACAUGCAAAGCAUGUACUCUGUACCAUUGAGCCACAGUCUGGCUUGUUAUGAGCUGUUACCUAGUUUGUUAGUUUCUUCCCUCCUGCAAGAAUAACCAUUGACCCACCUCUUCUUCUCGGUUCCCCUCUCUGCCACCCAGAUCCAAAUGCCGGCCGUGGCCACAACGUGAUCAAUGUCAUCAUUCCUGAGAGCCGUGCUCAUUUCUUCCACCAGUUAGGGUACAUCCUGGCAACGCUACUGCUCUUUAUUCUGCUCCUGAUCCUUGUGGUACUCAUCACACGCAAGCGCCGGAGAAGAGGUGAGUUUCUGGGCAUCUGGGGCCCUACUGAUGUCCUAUUUAUUUUGUGUUCAUGGUGAUUUUGUGCUCGUGAUGGUGUUGGGGACAGUUAUAUGCAAUCCUGCUUUCAAUACUGUUUCAGGGGUGUCUGCUCUCUCCCAGGGUUCAGUUUCUUUGGAAUGAAGGUCACUGGAGACUGGAGUGACUUUAUGGUUUUAUUUACACAUAUUUUCAACCUGAGCCUAGGAUGGAGGGACUCACAAUGUUAACACACCCAUAGAUCUUUCUUCCUCAUUAGAUUCCCAGGGCGAUCCCCAAGCCACAGAUUUGGGUCUAGCCCAGAGCGAGACAAGCCUCUGUCUCUCCAGCUUCCUGCAUCAGCUGAAGUCACACACGCACAGCCCCGCUUGGCCUUCUGCUCUCCAUCCUAGGAAGGUCCACCCAUUUGUGGGUUUUGAGCUGAGGUUUGAAGGAGUUCUGAGUAGAGGAGUGCGUUUAUUUUGUAAUGAAUGAAAUCCAUUCCUUGCAUCCAUUAUAGCACAGGUUGCAACAGGUAUGAACGGGGUUUCCCAAAAGAAAGUACCGUAUUUUUUGCUCUAUAAGACGCACUUUUUCCCUCCUAAAAAGUAAGGGGAAAUGUGUGUGCGUCUUAUGGAGUGAAUGCAGGCUGCGGAACUAUCCCAGAAGCCAGAACAGCAAGAGGGAUUGCUGCUUUCACUGUGCAGCGAUCCCUCUUGCUGUUCUGGCUUCUGAGAUUCAGAAUAUUUCUUUUCUUGUUUUCCUCCUCCAAAAACUAGGUGCGUCUUGUGGUUUGGUGCGUCUUAUAGAGCGAAAAAUACAGUACCAUGUCUGAUUCAGGCACGUAUGCGCACCCCAUAAUAUCUUGUCAGUUCAGAAUGGAUGGCUGCUAAAGUGGGAACUGGUUCGAUCAACAAGCAUCAUGAAAAUGAGAUGUGAAUUGGUUUGUGACUGCUUAUUCAUGCCUGCAAAAAAUGGUUCCCUGAUGUCAAAGCCCUUGAGUGACUUUUCUUUCUCUUUUCUAGGUUUUGAGUGCAACGUGAGAAAAUUUGAUGAGUGAGUAGAAACUGGUUCCUUGCACCAAAGGGACUUGUUGUCCAUCAAUAAGUAGAACAUUGAAAUUACGAAUGCAUGAGGAUUUCAUUUGUUAAAAAAAUCCAGUAUGAAUUGUUCUGAUAUGCCGUUCCUGGACUAAUGUCUCACUUGGGUUGCAGUUAACCAUCAGAUGUUGCACUUCUCCAAUUUAUCAUCUAAAUAGCAUAUAUUUGUUUACUUAUGGGGAUCAGGCAAACAUCCUGACAAAGUGUGUUGCAUUUUAAAGCAGCCUCAGUUUAUAUUAGCUAGUAGCCAUCAAUGUUCAUUUAAGCAAACAUCUUUUUCUAGCCUCUGUGCUCAUUGAAAUAACACCCUGAGUGAUUAAAAGUUCAAAAGUGUCAAGCAGAGUCCAUUGCCAUCCAUUGCACGGAUGUGAUGAUGUAUAAUCUAGUGCUAGAAAUGCAAAAUCAGAACCCUCCUCUUUUGCUUUGCCAGGAAAGAAGUGAAUCUCAGCGAGUUCCCAGUCCACACACCAGAUGUAUCCAACUACAAAAGUGAAGAUAUUAAGCUGGGUAAGUGUUGGAGGUUGUUUUGGAGUGGUAAGCAUGCCCUUUACACAUUCUAGAGCUGAACUCUGAAAACUAGUACAGUGGUACCUCGGGUUACAUACGCUUCAGGUUACAGACUCCGCUAGCCCAGAAAUAGUACCUCGGGUUAGGAACUUUGCUUCAGGAUGAGAACAGAAAUUGUGCUCCGGCGGUGUGGCAGCAGCGGGAGGCCACAUUAGCUAAAGUGGUGCUUCAGGUUAAGAACAGUUUCAGGUUAAGAAUGGACCUCUGGAAUGAAUUAAGUUCUUAACCCGAGGUACCACCGUAUUGCUUUGGAGCCAGCAUGCCAGAACAAUGGGGAGAAGAGGCAACAUAGCUUGAACUGGUGUUUAAUUAGCUGUUGAAUUGCACAAAAUUUCUUUUAAAAAAUACAGAAAGAACAUUACAGUGGUACCUUGGUUCUCGAACGGCUUGGUUCCUGAGCAAAUUGGCUCCUGAACACCGCAAACCCAGAAGUAACCCGGUUUGCAAAUGUUUUUCAGAAGCCGAACAUCCAACGUGGCUUCUGCUUGAGUGCAGGAAGCUCCUGCAGCCAAUCAGAAGCCGUGCCUUGGUUUUCGAACAGUUUCGGGAGUUGAAUGGAUUAAGUUAGAGAAUCAAGGAACCACUGUAAAACAAAUUAUGCAAAUUAUGAAGCUGGGUUAACAAUACCCGGCCAUGACUUCUCUUAUUCAUUAUUUGUUUAUUUUAAAAAUGUACAGUAUAUCCUGCUUUUCACCAUGCACUGUAGGUCUCAAAGCGGUUAACAGCAAUAAAAAAAUAAACAUAAAAAAUUUAAAACAUUAACCUCAGAAAUUUAAAGAAAGAACAACAGAACAUUCAUGAUGCAAAGUUCUCCUGAAGUAAAAUGGUUUUAACUGGAUGUGUGAAACUCAGCAAAGAUUCUGGCUGACUUCUGGUGGGAGGGAUCGCCACAUAGCCCACUGCACUGAAACUGAAAGCACAACUUUUUGUUGACACAGAGUUGUGCUUCUGGUUCAUGAGGAAGCACCAGUAGUGCUCCCCCGGAUGAUCUGCUUGGGACAUACAGGGGAAGAUGAGCCUAAGUUACUCAGGACUUUAUACACUGGUACCAGAAUAUUAAACCUUGUACUAGUAGCAGAUGGGAAUCCUCUGCAGUUCUUUCAAGACGGGUGACAUGUGUUAGCAAUAGGCUGUUCUUGUCACAAGUCUCCGUGUUGCAAAAUGUGACUCAGCAAUAGCGAAAGCAACACGGUGGCCAGAAACAAUUACAGUAUAGAAAACUUUAUGGAAUAAUGCAAAACAUCAAAAUUACCAAACUGAAGUCUCCGAAAGUCCUUGAAUAAGUCACGUCAAGCUUGUAAAGCUUUGUAUAAUCGGCAAUUGUCCAAUUCUGAUGUCCAACAUUGAACUCUGCUGAACAGUGUUUCCGGAUAGUGACUACUGUUUCGUUCAGUUCUUCAUCAGCCAAUUAGUUCAACAAACACUCGUGAGCAGAAAGAUGUGUAAUAAACGUAUGAGCACUGUUCCAGAGUAUUUUUCAUUCUCAUGUAUAUUACAUCAAAUCGAAAAAAGAUUGGUUAAUGAAGAAAUUACACAUCUUUCUGCUCAUGAGUGUUUGUUGUCGUGUUGCUUUCGAUAUUGCUUGUCACAAGUCUAGCUGCAGCAUUCUGUACUAGCUGAAGCUUCCAGACUAGCCCCAAGGACCAGCCCCACAUAUAUUAUGUUUCUUUCUUUGAAAAGUUCACAAAUGGUCUGGCCUCUUUAAAAAAGGUAAAGGACCCCUGACAGUUAAGUCCAGUCGCAGACAACUCUGGGGUUGUGGCACUCAUCUUGCUUUACAGGUCGAGGGAGACAGUUUGUCCGCAGUUUUUCCGGGUCAUGUGGCCAGCAUGACUAAGCUGCUUCUGGCGCAACAGAACACCGAAACCAGAGCAGUGCACAGAAAUGCCGUUUACCUUCCCGUCUGAGUGGUACCUAUUUAUCUCCUUGCACUUUUUGGCGUGCUUUCAAACUGCUAGGUUGGCAGGAGCUGAGACUGAGCAACGGGAGCUCACUCUGUUGCGGGGAUUCGAACCGCCGACCUUCUGAUCAGCAAGCCCAGGAAGCUCCGUGGUUUAGACCACAGCACCACCCGCGUCUUUAGCCCCCCCCCCAGUAACCAAUCUGCACACUGUCUUUGGAACUUUGAUGGGUGUUCUGGGGCUUUUGCCUCCACCAGCUUCUGUUCAGUGCUGCUCAUUGAACUGAGAUCUUUUCCUGCUACAGAUUACAAGAACAAUAUCCUGAAGGAGAAGGCAGAACAUAACAGGGUCCUCCCACCUAAGAACAUUGACUUAGAUAAAGGUAAGAGAAGGAGGUGAAGUUGGGGCAAUUUGUGUUUCCCUUCCCGAAGUUCCCCAGUGCAUGAUGGGAGAGGGUGUGUCACCCUCUGGUGUUAGCAAAGCCAGCCACAGAUGGAGAAAAGGAGUUUCCAUAGCUUUGACCCUCUCAUCAAGCCCACCACAGCUUGCUUACAAGGGGGUUAUUAUGAGCUCUGUGAUUGAUUUUUGGUUGCUGGUGAUGAGUCACUGUUUCCCUUUGGGAGAAAUGCCGGCAUGCUGGCUUCUGAUGUGCUAGCAGAAUCUUCUUGACACUUUCUUCCACAUUUGAGAAUUCUCCCUGCCGUUUACCGUGCACUCACUGGGUAUUUAAUCCGCAUUCACACGACAUUGUCCAAAAUCCAUGUGUUUCUGCCUUUUGCUAUAAACUGCUACUUUUUAAUGCGCUGUUUCUCAAGCCAGCUGGCACUCUCAUUUCACUGUGGAAUGGUGAGAUAAAUAGAGCCGUUGAAACAAUUGCUCCUGAGUGUCCUUAUGGUUGCAGUGAGGCAAGCAGGUUGCCUUGGCCUUCCAGUGACCUGCAUGCUAUGAAACAGGAGGGUCAGUGGCUAGAGCGCAGGUGGUGUAAGUCGCGAUCUGAACCUGGGUGAGGCUGCGCCAUCGUGCCUACCGCAUGGUGGCAGCGGCAUUGAAGAAAGCUUACUCCUCUGCUACCAUUGCAUCUGCAAGUAGCCCUCUGGCAGCGCUUUUCUGGGUGGUGAAUGGGCUUUUGUUUUCUGGCCAAGAGAGCAUUGCUCUGACAUCCUCAGAGGCAAGGCACUUUAGGGAUCAAAUCACUCAGAUUUGGUUGCCACAGUUAGAGCAUAGUCUGCUCCAUCUAUACUGGGUCAGUUUAGUUUCUUGUAGCCUGAGGAUGCAGACAAAUUACUUGGAGAAGUAUGGCCAACCACCUGCCUCCUUGACCCGUAGUCAUGUUGGCUGCGUAGAACUAGCCAUAGCGAGUGUUAGGAGUAAGCAGUACUCCAUCAACAUGCCAUGCCAUUUCCAGUCUAACCCAAUGCUUUUAAUUGCUGUGGUUGCUUCAAUUUGGUUUUGGAAUCAUUCUGCUUGCUUUUCUAUUGAGAGUGAUUUAUUGCAUGCUCUAGUUAUCUCCCGCUUGGACUACUGCAAUGCGCUCUACGUGGGGCUACCUUUGAAGGUGACCCAGAAACUGCAACUAAUCCAGAAUGCAGCAGCUAGACUGGUGACUGGGAGUGGCCGCUGGGACCACAUAACACCGGUCCUGAGAGAUCUGCAUUGGCUCCCAGUACGUUUCCGAGCACAAUUCAAAGUGUUGGUGCUGAACUUUAAAACCCUAAACGGCCUCGGUCCUGUAUACCUGAAGGAGCAUCUCCACCCGCAUCGUUUAGCCCAGACAUUGAGAUCCAGCGCCGAGGGCCUUCUGGCAGUUCCCUCCCUGCGAGAAGUGAGGUUACAGGGAACCAGGCAGAGGGCUUUCUUGGUGGUGGCGCCUGCCCUGUGGAACGCCUUCCCAUCAGAUGUCAAGGAAAUAAGCAACUAUCUUGUUUUUAAAAGACAUCUGAAGGCAGCCCUGUUUAGGGAAGUUUUUAAUAUUUAAUGCUGAAUUGUUUUUAAUACUCAAUUGGGAGCUGCCCCCGUUUAUAUUUGUUAUUUCUUUUUUUAAUUAUUGGAAGCUCUAUGGUCCUUUGGAUGCUAUUUUUUUCGGGAGGGGGCAUAUGUUCAAAUUUGGAUACAUGCAACUGUGGCUCAGUGGAAUCCUGGCAUGAAAUCCCCCUGAUCCUCCAUCUCCUCUUUUUGAUUUCAGAAUUCAGGAAAGAAUACUGUAAAUGA